Molecule: messenger RNA, 945 nt
Organism: Oikopleura dioica
Lineage: Eukaryota; Metazoa; Chordata; Appendicularia; Copelata; Oikopleuridae
Source: the annotation of a GenBank genome assembly
AUGAAUAGAGAAAAUUUUCAUGAUAAAGAUCAGGAAGAUCAUUUGACGAAGAUCGAACUGCAAUUUUCUGAUGACAUGGGAUGCUACAGCAAAGACUUUCUGCGUGAGAAUUUUCCCUACUUCAAGGCACUAUUUGAAUCUGGAAUGAGCGAUGCUUGUAAGAACGAAUAUUCUCUCCCGAUGAAGAGAUCGGUUUUCGAUGUGUUUCGUCAAAAUGGCGAAGCGUUUCUGCAAGAUCUUGCAGGAAUAAAUGAUGGUUCCGAAGGGUUUCCUGGUAGCAUUAGAGAUGCUAUUCUAUUCUUGCAGAUUGAUCAUAAGCUGGUUAGUUAUCCGUCAGGACAAUUGUGUCAACUGAAAGAGAAGAUUGAGUCUUCGUGGUUUCACGCUGGUGGCGACCUGGAAGUCUUUCCAGUAUCAUUAGCGCGGGAUUUCGUCAAACUUCGAUAUUUUCAUGAUGAGAUAAUGAAAAUAGGGACAGAAGAGAAAGAGAAGAACGAGUGGCGUAAGACGAAGAUACCGGAUAUUAUCCCUAUUGUACCGAAGAAAUACACCCAGAUGCAAUAUAUUCCCAAUUGCAAAUUUAUUGCUUUCUUCCAGAAAGAAAUGCUCGACAAUUGCGAGGUGGAAUCAAUUUUGUUCGACGACGAUAUUGUCUACUGCUUUGCCUUGGAAAAAGAGACAGAUUUCAAAAUAGCGGAAUAUGAAAUUCAAGAGCGUCGAAUCUCCGAUUUUCUUGGCGAUGAGGAUAAGAAUUCACAACUUAUGCUUGAAGGAAUCAGCCCGUCUUUCCCGCUUGUUUCCGUUAAAUCAAAAGAGACAAACAGUUUUACCGUCACAGUCAAGUCCCCCUUCUCGCAGAAGAAAAUUUUUAUUCAAAAUGGAUUCCGAAGGAAAGGACCUUGGCGAAGACUCUUUGACUUUUCUUUUGACAUAUUCUUUUCUUAG